This is a messenger RNA of Moneuplotes crassus, 675 nucleotides long. NCBI's taxonomy places the organism in Eukaryota, Ciliophora, Spirotrichea, Euplotida, Euplotidae. The record is from the annotation of a GenBank genome assembly.
AUGGAAUUAAGGAAAAGGACUACUGUCCAUAACGAAUCAAUUGACGAAGCCUCUCCACUCCAGAUUGAUGGGGAUCACUGUGAGCAUACUAAUGGCAAUGAUAUUGACAUCAACAGUAUUGACCUCACCGAGUGGGAGAUCAAGAAACUCAAGAGAGAAGCGAGGAAGAAGAAGUGGGUUAAAAGACUGAAUAUUUGUACUGAAAAGCUCCAUGCAUUGAUCUGGGUACUCGUAGCAGCAUUUGUAAUCUACAAGACUAACUUCUUCAGAGUUAUAUGGGAGCAUCCUUACCGAAACAUCAUCUUCUUGGAUAUUUGAGUGAUUGGACUCACCAUAUACCUUGUGAUGGUUGUAUAUCUUACCUUGUUCUUGCCAAUAUUCAGAGGUAUUGAGAAUUGGGAAGAAGUUUAUCCAAAUGUGAUUCCGUUCUUAUCAAUAGUAGGCGUGGUGACUUUCUUCUCCUCCUUCCUGGCUUUCUUCCCAAUAUGGGGAUUCUUGACUGUUCCCAUAAUCCUGGUAAUCUUCAUGGGAUACUCUAUGUCUUUGACUUUCUUGCCAGGAGGAUAUUUUGGAACUCUUUUGGCAUUGCUACUGCUGUUUGGAAUGUCUGCUACUUCUCACUACAUUCCUCAUGAAGGACAUUGGCAGAAUCUUCCUUCUACUCAAGAAUUGUAG